Trematomus bernacchii (emerald rockcod) is the source of this 2006-nucleotide messenger RNA. Its product is annotated as trace amine-associated receptor 13c-like. Bases 185 to 1174 code for a protein of 329 amino acids. The transcript has 2 exons. Gene Ontology annotation, biological process: G protein-coupled receptor signaling pathway. Gene Ontology annotation, molecular function: trace-amine receptor activity. The record is from RefSeq and is a predicted model, not a curated record. Gene Ontology annotation, cellular component: membrane. Lineage: Eukaryota; Metazoa; Chordata; Actinopteri; Perciformes; Nototheniidae.
CACUGUGGAAAAAAGUUAUGAUGGAAAGAUCGAAGGAGGAGGGACAAUACUCUCCAACUAAAAGAAAACGUAAGCUGUUGCGUGGAGGAGGAAAGGAAGGAGAUUGAUAAAAGAGCUGCGCGACAGACAGUUCUUGACAGAUUUCUGCAGGUUAUGGUUCAGCUUCCUCUCUCUCUCUCUGAGGAUGGAGAGCCUAGAUGGAGAUGAACUCUGCUACCCACAACUCAACUCCUCCUGCAAGAAACCAACACAUCCGUACACUCAGGCCAUGCUGAUCUAUGUCCUGCUUUCAUCCAUCUCUCUGAUCACUGUGGCUCUUAACCUGCUGGUCAUCAUCUCCAUCUCACACUUCAGGCAGCUCCACACCCCCACCAACCUCCUCCUCCUCUCCCUGGCUGUCUCCGACCUGUUUGUGGGCCUCCUGCUGAUGCCCGUUGAAAUAAUCUACAUCGAGGCCUGCUGGUUUCUCGGUGACAUCGUGUGCACUCUGUAUUACGUUAUCGACUACAUCAUCACAUCUGCUUCAGUAGCAAACAUGGUGCUCAUAUCUGUUGACCGCUAUAUAGCCAUUUGUGACCCGAUGCAUUACGGCACCAAAGUCACAAAGAGGAGAGCACAAAUCCUGGUGUGUCUGUGUUGGAUUGUCUCUGUUUUCUACAGACCUCUGCUUUUGUACGAUCACCUAGAGAAGCCGGGCCGGUCUAACUCUUGUUUGGGAGAGUGCGUUGUUGUCAUUAACUACAUUGCAGGAGUUAUUGACCUUGUUUUCAGCUUCAUCAUACCCAUUACUGUCAUCAUAGUUCUGUAUUCAAGGGUGUUUAUAGUGGCUUUGUCUCAGGCUCGAGCCAUGCGUUCCCAUAUUGCAGCUGUAACAGCGCAGCGUUCAGGGACAGUAACCGUGAAGAAAAAAGAGAUGAAAGCAGCCAGGACUCUCGGUAUUGUUAUUGUUGUGUUUCUGUUCUGUUUCUGUCCGUAUUAUUACCCCGCUCUGGCAGGCGAAGACACUUCCGUCGAUGCUUCGUCUGCAGCUUUUGAGAUCUGGUUGGCACAUUUUAACUCGUGUUUGAACCCGGUCAUCUACGCCUUUUUCUACCCCUGGUUCAGAAAAUCCAUUAAACUCAUCCUGACACUUCAGAUACUGAAGCCUGGUUCCCGCGAGGCUCAAAUACUAUAGUGACACUCUGAGUUGUUGAAAAGUUGUUUUUUAUGAAAGGGGAAAUGUAAUAGUUUGCACCAGUGUACAACGUACUUAUAUUUAUUCAUUUAAGUAAUAUCACAAUGUAGGAAAACUCUGUUACAAGUCAAAUACAUGCAUUCAUAAUUCUACUUAAAACUACUCACAAUCUUCCCUUUCAGAAUAUAAUAUAUUUUAGUGUUAAAUGAUUGAUGUUUGAAUGUGAUUAUCAGUCUAAUGUUGCACCUGAUAAAGGAGGAUACUUUGUUUGUGAUGUACAUACUGUACAGCUUGUGAAUUUUAUCAGCAAAGUUGUAUCUUUAUGAAAGUGGAUUUGUUUAAUGUAUUUGUAGUAAUGAUCAGAAACGGACUAUUGAAGAGAUACUGAAGCUGUCAGAUAAAUGUGGAGGAUUAAAGAGGAAUGUAAAUGUUCUUUAAACGGAUAUAUUCUUUAUGAAAAAGGAAAUGUAAUAUGUUCCAGCAGUGGAUGGGUUUUCACAUUUGUAAUAGUUAAUAGUGUAAUGGGCAGGUUCUGGGGAAUCUUAUUGUACUUUACUCUUUUAACUUACUGUGUUUAUUAUUGUAUUUUACAAUGACUGCUUGUAUUUUAAGUGCUUUAUUUUACGAGGAGAGGGUUAUGAAAGGAAUCUUGUUGUAGGAUUGCUGUAUUUGCUUUUUGUUGGUUAUUGUGUUAAGGAUUUUGUAAAUGUUUUGUUGGAAUACGCGCCAUGUGAUAAUAUCAGUAACCAUGUUGGAAAUAAGCAUUCUCACUUUCCAUGUUAUCCUUGGAUUGUUUUCUAUAUCCAUAAAUAAAAUCAAUCUUUGGGGUAAU